AAAAAUUUUCCAGUCACAUCUUACAUAUGCGCGGGGAUAGUUAUUUUCGUCUACUAUACUUGCAAAUUUUGAAUGCUUGGAACGGCAUUUCUGUGUCUGUGACGAUCUUUGUAAGUGAAGUCCAAACACCUAGCCGAGCUGCGUCUUUAUUAUAGUUGUUCUUGUUAAAGCUGAAUUUGUGUAAUAUGCGCGAGUUAAAUGGGUGAACCAGUUUUAUCGUUUUAUUCACUUUGUAUGUGUAUUUUCUUUUAUUAAGACAUCUUGCGUUCUUAGAAAUCUAUUUCACCCUUCUCAUCCACGAAACUUUCUACGAUUUCUAGGGAUGAUAAUAUUUAUAUCCACUUUUCCCAACAAUUCGUGAUGUCAUAUUAUACUGUUUGUUCAUAGACACGGUUCUUUUAUGGGAAAUGUCAUACUUGUCAUAAGUUGACUGUAUUCUUCUUUUUUUUAAAAUAUUCUGAUACAUACCAUUUCUACUUGUAACAAGGAGUUCUGUUGAUAACAAGCGCCCAUUAGUUGCUGUUGUGAUGGAUUGAGAACAGGAGUAAGCCAGUAGCUAGAUUAAAACUAGCAGUCACUGGCUUGAAAUCAACCAUGUCUGGAACAGAAGGAAGUGUGUCGCUGGAUCAACAUUUGUUCCAGCUGACAUGCCUUGUCUCAGCCAAAGACAUACAGCUUUCGGCUCGAAGCGAAGUUGGAAGUAGACAGUUGCUUGCUCUGGUCAUGGGUUCUGGUGAUAUAGUCUUUUAUUAUUUGUCGGGAGAGACAGAUCAACUGCCUGUUAUGAGGCAGGUGCCGUGGUUUGUCGACAGCAGCAAGAGAAUAACAGCAUUAUGUUUUGAUCCUUCAGGUUCUUGGCUUUUAAUUACUGGUGAUGAUGGCUCAAUUUUUAUUGUGCCGGCACUCGCACUAGUUGACCCAAAUGCCGUGUUAGAUCGUCGAUGGUCUACUACUGAUGUAACGUCUUUUCCAUCUCCAUUAUCACAUCAUAAUCCAUCUUCAAAUUCAUGCAGCACAAAUAUUCAGUGUUCUCACGCCACAUCAGUAGUAUGGUGGCAGAGUCUCUUGGAGUGUCAUCAUGUGGCCAUCAUGGGAACGGACUCUGGAGAUUUAAUUUUUGUUAGUUUAACCACGGGGCUUCAAGUUGGUAUCACUUUUGUUCGAGCGUCUGUAUCAGUGUUACAUAUCUGCCAGGAUAAUAACCUAGAUUCUGUUUUCCUCUUGAUUACAAGCGACAACAGGUCACAGUGGAAACUAUUGCUGGAACAACGAGCAACAGGCUACGCUUGGCCUAUUGAUAGUUCGGGUUCUGCGGUUAAGGUCGUCACGUCUAACAAUGAACCCAACUCCAGCAGUAAUGCCAAUGGGGAUCUGGAGUAUGGGAACAAAAGUUGUUCGUAUUUACCUACGACAAGAUCAAGACUGCAGGGUUUGAAACAGUUUUCCGUUGAGAAGUUGACGAGUUUACGACAGAGGUUGGCAGAAACGAGGUCAAAAGGAGCUUCGGCGAUGGCAGUAAAUAUACAUUUUCGAAGAGUGUUCUGGUUUUUGUGGCCACUAGAGAGCAGUGGGAGCAGUAAUGAUGAUACCACAUGUUCUGUGUCCGUGUCUGGCAAAUCUGAUUCGGAAGGCUUAGAUUUGCCGCCUAUACACCAUGUUACCACUGGACCUCAGCCCGAGAAAUUAAGUUCUGAAGUUGGUGACACAUUUCUGUGCCCUCAGUAUGCGAGAGGACGACAUCUUCUUUCUGGGUAUUAUGCACCUAACGAUAUUCUUUCAAUCCAUGGGAUGAGUUUGGAUGUUGUACCUCUGUAUGUUUACAAGUUGGCACAACAGUGCAGAGAUGUUCUGGUUACGGACAGAUUUUUAUAUGUGACUGACAUAGAUGGAAAGAAUUUAUCGGUUGUGUCAUGUCAGCUGUCUGAAUGUCGGAUCGGUGGUGAUUCGGCCUUCAAUCCAGACUCUGUUAUUGAAACAUUUGAAAUGAAGGGUACAAGUGAGAAAAUCCUUUCUCUCUAUAAACAAAGUUACUUUAAUGAAGAUAUUAAGAAAUUGGCUGGAGUUUCCAGCAAACAAUCAUCAGUAGCUGGAAAUAAAGAUUCUAGUCCACAAGUUUCAUUCAAUGUGAAGAGUCGAGGUAGCAGCAGGGAGAAGGAGAAAAAUCCAUCACUGCAGGCUCCUUUCUGUCUGCCGAAGUGUGUGAAGGAAUUGAAAUUGGACAUUCCUUCCAUUGAUACUUGUGUCAUCGUGACGACGACUGGUGUUUAUGAGCUUACUCUAAGGGUUUCUCCAGUGGAGAUAUUCAUGGAUCUUGUACUGAAGCAUCAGGCGAUAGAAAAGGCUGAAAGACUUGCAUUAGUUUUUGGAUUAAAUCUCCAACAGCUUCUCGAGUCUGCCGGUGAUCUUAAACUAAGUGCAAAAGAAUUUCCUCAGGCUAUUGCUUUAUACAAACUUUCCAGGUGUCGUCACUUGAAGAGUGUCUUGAAAUUUGCCGCGGCUGGUCACGCAGCAGAGUUGCUUAGCUACAUCACAUUAUUGUUUUCAACUUCCGGCCUCGAUCUUACAACGUCCGAGAGAAUUCAUUUAUCCAAUCUCGCUGUUAUGAGCCACACUGAACAAGUCCUGAGAGCAACUACAGGGAGAGUCAUGCUGUUAAAACAAUUUUUGAAAUUUCUGCGUGAAAACUUGUACUAUGACGAAGUGCUGGCUGUUAACGUGGCUGGACAAACGGGAUUAUGGGAAGUCCUGCAAUUCCUGGCUUGCUUCCGUGGCCUUCAUCCUGAAGUUCUAGAUAUCCUUACAAAAAUUGUCAGGUCUCUUGGUGAAGGUCUUGUAAAGGCACUUGAGAACAAGAUCACAACUUUCAAGCAUUUACCUGCCUUAGACUCUAGCCUGUGGUUGUGUGUGAGUGACCCAUCACUACUACAGUCACUCUUGUCUAAACCCCAGCAAGCUAGAAUACAUCUGCAGUUUGUCCGUACUUGCUUACCACAUUUAGAACAGUUUGCAUUACAGAGGCUAGCUGCUCUGUAUGACCCCUCAUCACCGCAGUUAAGACCUACUUUGAGAAGAAUGUUCAAGAUAGGUCGCAGACGAGAACAUUCAAGUGGAUCCUUCGGUUCAUACUCUGCACAAAUGGAUUCUUUAGAUUUUCUGGACUCGGUGGAUGAAAUAUUCGUUCCUGGCGAAGAUAUUGUUCAGAUGUUCCUUUUAGUUCUCCUGUACUUAGCAAAAAAGAGCCAAGUAUCAUCUUUUGUGUUUGUCCCAGAACUGAUGGAGAAAAUCCAGCUUGCCGAAGAUGAUGAGGAUUCUGACCAUCUGUGUCCGUCUCUACCAGUGCGUGCCAACACGCUAAGCGCGGGUUUCUCUCACGUGGCACUUAUCCGCAAUGGAGCCAUCUACACUUGGGGUAAUACCGCGCAGGGUUGCCUUGGUACUGGACCAACGAUGUCUAGGCACAGCUGUCCACAGCAGAUCAGCUUAUUUCCAGAUUUGAAACUUGAGGUAAUCAGUGUCUCUUGUGGUCGUCAACAUACACUGUCUCUUACAAACAAUGGGAUCUAUGCAUGGGGGUCAUCUCAGUUUGGACAGCUUGGUAUUGGAAAGACAGGUCAGUGCCCAUAUCCUCAGCUGGUGGAACAUCUGUCGAGAGAGCACAUAAUUGCUGUAUCUGCUGGACAGUAUCAUUCUAUUGCCUUAGCAGACGAUGGCAGGGUGUUUACGUGGGGAUGGGGUGUGCAUGGACAGCUGGGACAUUGUUCAGUAGAAGACUGCCAUAUGCCGACUCUCGUGGAAAGACUGAUAGGCAAGGUGGUGACUCAGGUACACGGAGGACAUGGUCACACUCUAGCUCUUACUGCUGAAGGUCACGUGUAUACAUUUGGUUCGUCUGUUUUUGGUCAACUCGGAAAUGGAAGCACCGUGAAGAGCUCCGUGCCAGUUCGUGUGACUGCGCUAACUGAAAGGAUCACUAUUAUUGCCACUAACUACUUUCACAAUCUUGCUGUAAGUAGUACCAACAAACUAUAUAUGUGGGGGGCUUCUCCCCAAGUCCUGCGACUUCAAGCACAGGCCCAGAAGAAAGCAAAGCUUCAGCAGCAGCACUUACCAUCCGGCACAACUACAUCCAUUGUUACCCCAUCAUCCCCUUCAAGGCCUGCAACUGCACAUGUACAUUCUACAUCGGGAAUUAAUUCAGAAAUUCCUGGUCUGCUAUUAGAAUCCCCAGAUUUACCCACCGCGGCUAAACCUGAAUAUAUUGAUAAGGAUCGUCGUCAUAACCUCAAGCCAGCGUCGAGUUCUUGUGAUUCUGAGUUGCCUUCAGUGGACGUAUCUUGUUCUUUAAGUUCAAAUGUCGUCAAGACCCAGGAAAUUUCAGCUGAAUCUAAUGUAAAUACAAAAGAUUCCCUAUCUAGUCAUUCAGAACUUUCAUCUCCUAUACUAAAUAAUACAGACUCUUUAAAUAAUACCUCUUCUAUGUCUGAUUUUGCCAUGAAGUCGUCUCAGUGCCAUAACCUUUUAUCAGAGAAUGUUAGAACAUUAGAAGUAAGUAAUAACGAACAUGUAAAUAUUCAGAAACAGUCUAGUCAGAGUAAUCGUGAUUUUCCAGUAGAAGACGGUGAAAGGAUAGGUGAAGUACAGGCGACACACAGUGAGAAGAAUGUGCAACAAUCGCGGUCAAGUUUUCUUUGUGUAAACGAGAAGCAAGAAGAAUUUCGGUCAUCAAAUGAGUCUGAUAAAACUUCAUCCAUGCAGCCAUCUACUUUUUUAAGUCAAGAUUCCCCUGGAAGCGAUGCGCGUCCCGUCUUGUCAUUAGCGUCUUCGGAUAUUGAACAUCAUGGAAGUCCUAAUGUAGAUGCUUCACCUAAAAAUUUGCAGUUCCGAUGUAGUUCAUUUACGUCGACGAGAAAGGAUCAGAACUUAGAUCUGAAGGUGAAGCCAACAUACCCACCACUUACAACCACCACAGCCGAUGGUUACUCAAUUACAGCAUUAAUUGUUAGUCCCUCUAUGGAGUUCAAAGGUUUAACAGCUGGGCCAUCUCUUCUUGAUAGAAAAUUUGUUUCUUCUGAUACAAAGUCAAACGCUCGGUCAACUAAGUCAGAGCUUAUUGAUGAUGGACAAUUACAUCUUACACCUCAGCCUGUGGACACAUCACUGGUGGUUGGUCGUAUUGUUCAGGUGUCUUGUGGAUGUCACCAUUCAGCCCUUUUAACAAGGGAUGGCGAUCUCUAUGUGUGGGGACGAAAUCUAGACGGUCAACUUGGCAAUGGAACACGGAAAGAAAUUCCCAUACCAACCCCAUUAACAUUUCCAGCUGCAUCUGCUACUCCAAGUACAAAGAAUUCAUCACCUUCUCAAUCCUCUGCAAUGCCAAAAUCAUCGUCUCCUUCCGGAGUUGUUAGCGGGGGAGAAAAACUAAGACUACAACAUAUAUCCUGUGGAUGCGAGUUCACAGUUGCGCAAGAGAUUGCAUCUGCAGGAAAAGUUUGGGCAUGGGGUAAUAAUUCUCUAGCCCAGCUUGGUCGAGUACCUGUCGAAGACUCCAAAAGUCUGGAAGGGAAACUUGUGAUGCUGAAGACAACGAAACGUGUUAUAAAACUUCCUCAUGGAAGUCAGAAAUCAUGUGAUGUUCCAAAAGCAGUGCCUGGUCUCCCAAAUUGCACCAUUUCCUUCAAAUAUGAUAACCUGUCAGGAAUUGGUGGUUAUUGUGUGUAUUUAACUCAGUCUUCUACAGAGCUUUGUCCACCUUUGUGUAGUAUAGAAGAUCCUUGUUAUGGUUUACGCACAUUGCAUUACACUUUGCAACAUUUCCAUGGUCAUUAUGAUUCUACGUACCUUCUAAAUAAGUGCCUUGCAUUGGAAAACUAUCAAGGAGCUGCAAAGUUGGCAGCAUUGGAUAGACAUUACCACCUUGCUUUAUCCUAUCAGUUGAAAGCAUUAACAUUGGCUACUCUUGAAUUUGGCUUUGAUCCAGAAAAACAUCAUGAAAAUCCGUGUACAAACUUCAGCAGAGAAACAGAUGAAAAACACUUGAAUUCCAAGAAGACAGAAAGUUCGAGUGAGACAGCAAACAGAGGGUUGUCUCCAGACCAUUCAGAAGAAGAUAAAAUAAGAAAUACAAAUUUCCCACAGAAUUCAAAUAUGGUUAAUGAAGCUGAAAACAGAAAUCCAACUUCCUUAAUAGUAAAGCGUUUAAAAGCUCGUGUUACAAAUGUGAAUUCGAGCUGUAUACAUGUCGAGAAUGGUUCAGGUAACAGUAAAACUGAGGUUACUGAAAGUAUUGUAACGGAUAGUAACUUGGUUAACAAAGUCGUUGUCAGUACUGAAGCUUACGUUAAUAUGAACAGCAGCGUUGAAGAUACAGCUCAGUGCGAUGACAAGGAGGAUACCACUUUGAAUGAAAUAAAAAGGGACUGUUCAGUUUCAGACACUACUAAUCAUGAAGAUAAUAUAAUUAACAUUGAAGAUAAGUCAAAUUUGAUUACACCUCAAAAUAGGAACUACAAAACAGAAAUAGUUACAGAAUCUGACACUGAAAACAAAAAUUGGAGGAAUUCCAAACUUGAUUUGUUGUAUGAGUCAGAGGAUAUAUCAGAAACAAACCAAGUCACAGAAGACACUGAUACUAUUAAAAAAAAGUCUAUAGUGGGAUUUUCAGGUGAGAUUUGUGUCCAGUUAAAUGAAGAUUUAAAAUCAGAUUCAAAAUUGCCUUUGAUACGGUCAAGUACAGACAAAACAAAACCUGAAACUGAAAUAGAAGAAAGUGUGAAACUUGACGAUUCAAAUGAGGAAGUAGACUUUAUGGUAAAUCCAUCUGAUGACUUAAGAAGUAAAACCCAAGUGUUCCCAAUAGAAGAAGAGGGUGAGACAAGUAGUUCCAUUUCUACCCCUGAAAGUUUAAUUUCAACAAAUGUUAAUGACAGUGAAAUGCACGCGUUUGCCGUUCAGGGAGGAACGGAACAGAUGUCAGAGGGUCAUCAUUUAACAAGUCCAGACUCCGGCACGUCAUUAGUAAGCAAAGAGCGAUGUCCUAUGAGCUCUAAAUUCUUUAUUUCCGAAGUAUAUGAACAGAGUUCACACGAUGCAGAUGUAAACUUAAUUUGCACAGAUGAAAACAGAGAUUUUGAAAAUCCAGUUGCCGCGUGUACUGAUGUUGACAAAGAAAAGAACUUUGAACAACAAAAUGAAGAUCCUGAUAAAUGUGAAACAGAACUAAUUGGUGAUUUACCUCCGUUGUUAAAUAGUGACAAAUCGAUGGGAGAUUCUGAAUCAUUCAGUGUAAUUCAACAGAAAAAUGUACUUAUGGAAUCAGAAUUGAAUUCAAGAUUUCUUAAUGAUGUAGGAGAACCCCAGAGCAGUUUUGACACAUCUACUCUGUCAGUAGAGAGUAACAUAUCUGGAGUAAAAGAGGAAGUUGGCGUAAAAACUGAAGAUGAGAUGAAACACAAGACUGAUAAUGGCACACAUGAAUUCCAAAACAACGGCAUACGUGAUCAAAAAAGUACGUCAGAAUGUAAAUCUUCUAAAAAUUUAAAUGAAACAAUUGGAAAAAUAGACAAUUUAAAACAAGAACUUACAUCUAGCGAUCCGAAUACAAUUUUUUUUAACAGUGAGACUUGCAGUAAGGUUGUGGAAUCGGACUGUACUAAAUAUGAGCAUACGGCGGACCUGAGUUUAAAAUCACUGAACUUUAAGGAGGAAACGGGUGACUCUGUUACGGAAGAAAAGUUGACUGCUCGCAUUAAACAACCAUCUGUAAAUUUAAGCACUUGCUUGGAUUCAUCGUCAUUAUCAAGUACCAAAAAUCAAGUUGUUAUAGUGCCAGAUGUGGUCAUUGAAACUUUUGUGGAGCCGGCAGUGGGAGAAUUAGAGAGAAACUGCAGAGACAUUGAGAAUAGUACAAAACAGUUAUGUUCUGAUACAGUAGAUUUGGAAAACUAUGAGAACGAAUUGAAACUUUCAUCUGGUGACAAGGAUUCUCUCAUAACAGAUGUGGCACCAGAAAAUGGAGUUUCCGGUAAAUCAAAAAAGGUAGUCAGAGUUAAAGUUUUUGAUAACGCAUUCUCCGAAAAUAUUAAAUCUGCUCAGACUGACUUGAUAUCUCAGAGUGAACCGAGUGAGAAUGGACCAUCAAAAAUAAAUUGUGGAAACGGCACGCAGCAAGUAAAAAGUACAGAUGAGAACGGUGCAACGAAGGAAGUAACUGGGAACACUGCAUGCGUGGACUUGGUAGGUCAGGCCGCGUCUGUUGUCGAGUAUUACGUCUCUAUGAUGGAAGAAGACAGCCAUGCUAUGAUGAGCAGACUGCUGGAGCAGGGAAUUGAGUUUUGGUUGAGCCAUUCCUUACCAGUGGAUCACCUUGAGAACCUUCUUCUGAAACACAUGUCAAAAUUCUUCUACCCUCUCGGAUUGCUUCUGUUCUGUAAGGAUGGUAACACUGGGGAAGAGAAGGUUGAAACCCAGAAACAAGCUGUAUCUAUGCUGAACCAUCUCUCCACUCGCUUUUGUCUUCAGCUAUGUUCCAGCCUUCUGAACCACAUCAAUCAAAGAAAGGCCUAUCCAGAAUACAUCGAAGUUCUUGCACAAGUUACUUCGAUGCAAGCAGCACCGUCGUUGAAUGGGUGUUGUGUUACGAGCCAAGGACUCUCGCAGUCGCCGGAGCAACUUAUGGAAGCCAUACUUGAAGGGCUAGGUACAACCAAGGAACUCGGAGGAUCCUUGGGACAAACUUACAUCAACCUUCAAGAAGAGGCAUCAGAAACUUGUAAGGAUCCCGCGUCUGAAACAACGAAACUAGAGCAACUACUGGCGUUCUCUUGUGGUCAUCAUUACGGGCAAUCAGUAUUUUACCAGUCGAUUCUUCCGGAGUUGGAACUUGGCUUAUUACAGCUGCAUCAUCCCCUUCCUAACACUGCAAGGGUUCUAAAAGGCUUGUUUGGUUCCAACUCGCCAAAUCUUCAUCUUGCGUGUCCGCGAUGCGUGCUGAGUUAUCUGCGGUCUCAGACGACACCACCAUUGUAAGGUACCGUAACUUAACUUACAAAGAUGUCGUAAGUGAAACGUAUUAUUAACCUGUGAGUUGCGUACUUAUUGUGAUGGUAAUACGGUAUCUUGAACUGACGGAAUAUUUUUAAUGAUGCUGGUUGAAUGUGAUUGUUAAUUGUAUGCCCAUGAAACUUAAUUAUAGUAGAACUCAGGAGUCCUUAUGUGUGAUUAAACAUUUUGAAAGAGUUUUGAAAUUUACGUUAAGCAGAAAUGCAACUUAGUUAUGAAUUCUUUAGCAACUGAUAUAUAGGAAUACACACAUUUUUUAGAAGAAACAUUUUUAAGUUAAUGAUGAUUCCACAUUCCUGGACUUUGUAGGCAUGGGUCUUCAAUUAUUUUUACACUGUGAUAGUAUUUCAAACACUGCAAUAAAUUUAUGACUACUGGGGAAAUGAAAAUUAACAGAUACACUUUAUAAAAAAGAUGGGUUUUUGGAAUUAUUAAUUUAUGGUGUUGAUACAGAGGUUUUUGACCUUUUAGCCGCUGGUGACGUAACACGAUUCAUGCCGUGGUAUGUCUUGUAAGUCAGGAAUGAACUUUGAUUUGAUUUCAGGCUUUAAUGUGCAUGUUUUAUUAUAUUUUGCUUGAAAUGCCAGCUAAAACUAGUCAUUAAAUCUUGACAUUUAAUAGCAUUUAUCACAUUCUUCUGCCAAAACCCUGUUUCUGGAUUGCGAAGUUUAAUUCUCUGAAGUUGAAGCUCACCUAUAUAAUAUUUAAUCAUUUAACCCUUACCUCAAAGAGAACAAAACACUUAUCCAUUUACAAACAUCAGUUGGUUAAGGCUAUUUAAGGAGAUAAUCAUUUUCUUACUGAGAAUCAUAUGAAACACAUGAAUAAAUUCUGUGGGCAAAAUGCAGAAUUAUUGUUUGUUAAAGCAUGUGGUACAUAUAGUUACCAUUGGGUUUUAAGGGAUAGCCUUUGUUUUGCUCUGAGACUCAAGAGAUAGUGAAUGUCUGCCACAAAAAUAAUGAGACUGUGCCUGUAACUCUUUUUAUUUAACAAAUUCAGAAAAUCAACUACGAUCACCUUCAAAAUAGUUCCCUUCUGAGUUGACACACUGCUGCCAACGUUCAAAGCAAUUCCGCAGGUCAUGUUCUGUAAGGCUGUUGAGGAUCUCCGCCGUUUUUGCUUUCACAUCUUCUACCAACAAAAAAUGGGUUCCCUUGAGCACCGACUUCAUCUUUGGGAAGAGGUAGAAGUCGCAGGGAGCGAGGUCUGGCGAAUAGGGUGGAUGGUCAAGCACAGUGAUGUUUUCAUUAGCUAAAACCUGCUUCACAGACAUGGCAUCUGACAGAAUUUUUGGAACCAUUUUUUGCACAAAACUUUGUCAUGUUCAAAUCUUCCCUUAGAAUUCGUCGAACACUUUCCUUGUCCAAAUUGACUUUCUCAGCUACUGCUCGAACACUCAACCUUCGGUCUUUUCGAAUCACAUCUCGCACUUUUUCAAUGUUGUGAUCGGUAACAACUGUGCGUGGACAUCCUGGGCGAUCAUCAUUUUUCACGCAUUUUCUGCCUUCCGAAAAUCAUUUGUGCCAUUCAAAAACGCGUGCACGAGACAUGCAAUCUUCACCGUAAGCCUCAGUCAAUAAUUGAAAAGUUUCCGUCGCGGAUUUCUUCAGUUUAACGAGAAACUUGACGUUAACUCGUUCACUUUUGCAGUCAGACAUUUUCCGGCUGAGGGUAAAAACACGUCUGUACAAAAACACUCGUCCUCUGCUACUGAGUGAAGCAAACAAGUUGAAACAUGUGUCACUGGUAGAUGACAGAUCAAGGUCAAAUAUGAUCUGCAUAUUUCGCCCUCACCAUAAUUGUUUGCCUACUUACAGCAUCACUCUCGUUAUUUUUGUGGCAGACCUCGUAUUGUUAUGGAUCGUGGGAUACUGAGGAUUGGAUUUAUUCUUACGGACAAAUGAUAUCCAUGAAAGUCCUGUGUUAGUAGUUGAAUCCAAGCUCAUGAUGAGUCUGCAAGCUACUAUAUUACAAAACAAGAACUGUCAUUUUUCUAAGAUUCUUAAAAGUCGUUUCGCUUAAUUGGCCUUUUAUCGGGAUGUGACUAGUAUUUAUUUUUAACUUCUCUGCAGUUAUUAGCAUCUCUGCUGCAUAUUUUGAAGAUUCCACUUUAUAUUAAUGGCAUAGAGAUUGACUAUCCUGGCUGCAGUAUCUCGUGGUUUUCCUCAAACACCUCACAUAAAAUAAAAUAGGCUGUGAUGAUCACUUUUCACAUCCUUCACAUCUUAUAAUUUGAUGAUAUAAAAUUUGCGCAGUUGAUAAAGUGAUAUUAAAUAAAGCAAUAAUGAAGUAUUUGUUAAAGAUAAAUUAUCACUCUGUGCGUUUAGACCGUGUAAUUGGAGUCGGAAUAAUCUGUAUUAAAUUGAUUGAUUCUCUGAUGAUUAGUGAUUUUACUUAACGUCUGUGAUAUACUUCUUUUUAGCUAUUGAUGUAGUGGCUUAUUUUAUGAAUCCAUCUUCUGUCACAUAUCUGUUCGUGUCGUUGUAUGUUCUAACUUUUUCGCCACAUGUAAAUCUGUAUCAGACAGUCUCAAAUGAAAAUUAAUUUCCAAACUUAAUUAUGCUUCACACAUAUAAUGUCAUUUUGCUGCUCUUAAUAAUUUGGGGUCUUUUUUGGGUUUAAUAAAAAUGUCAGAAACCUUGUUUCAGAUCUAAUAUAAUUACAUUUAUAAGUACAUAGAAAAUCAGUCGAGUUCCUUAAGUUUCUCUGAUUGAAGUAUGACGUUUAUAAUAAAAACUUAAGAAAAAUUAAUCAUUUAUAAUAGAUUAGGGAAUUUCUGAGAAAUAUGUCCUUUUUUCCAAGAAGUACUUUUCUUAAAACGGAAUACUUUUGGACCAUAUAACCAUCAAGUUCAGUCUUCAGUGUCUACUUAACACCACAUCUGUUCAUCUAAACAUUGCGUUGGGUUUCAUGAUUCGUUACGUCUGUUAACGCUUUGCAGCCGAAGGUUAUCUAAAUAAUAUUUAAGAAUUCAGCCCAUACCGAAAAGUGAAAACACGUCAUUGUUACAAAGAUCAACUGGUUAACGCUGUUUAAGGGGUUAAUCAUAUUCGGAGUUUUGUUUCUGUGUGUGUACUUCCGUAUCAGUUACGAAAAAGACUCACGUAGCAUUUCAUGUACUUUAUUUUAUGACUGUUGGCUGGUAUCAAGUAUUUUAUCAUAUAAAUAUUAAAAUAAAGAGCACAGAAUAAACGUGAGAUAUGAUAAAAAUAUAAAGUCAUGAAAAUUUGUCUAACUUAUAUGCCAAUUAUUCUAUGAUUUUAGUGUUCUAAUAAUUAUAUUUUAAUAUAAACAUAAUGUUGAGAGGAUCCCUUGUCCAGGAACUAAAUUAUAACUAAAAUAUUUCCUCUGAACACUCAGUUCUUGAUAUUCUUUUCACUAGUAAGUAACAUUCAAACCAAAUGAUCUUUUGAAACAUGAUUAUAAUUUAAAAAGUAAUGUUCUCAAGUAAUUUCAGGGCCACUCUUGUCAUUUGGCAAAAUACAGGAGAAUGUAAAAUGGGAAAAGUUUUUGCAAGCCCUGUAUUUGUAAUCCCUAGUGUUAGGAUUUUUUACCUAAGAAGAGCCAUUAUUUUGCCACACUCUUUACAUUAUCAGUAGUAAAAAUUUACGAAGAUGUUUCCAUAUUGACGGACCGUGGCUGUGGAUAUUAAAAACUAAGAAGUUUAGUCUGUGGACAAGUGGUUUUUCAGGUAUCGGUCAUAAACGUAUGUGAUGGCACAAAAGAAAUUCUCUCCGAACUUGCUUUCUGAUUAAAUUAUCAAAGGAGUUUUAUUACUCGUCUCUACCUGGUCCUGUGAACGUGUAUAGCAAAACCAAAUUUUGUAGCACAUACAUAAAUCCUGGUCUAUCUGUAGAAUUAAUGUCCUUAAUCUUCGUAGCUUUAAAUCAAAGAAAUGUAAUGGGGCAUGAUUUUUUUAGUUUGUAUUUUCUUCUGAUGCCCACGAAGGUCAAAAAUGAACCGUCGGGCCCCUUUAAAUGUUUCUAACCAAUAUUUGUACAAAUUGUGAUAUUACAUUUUUUAUACCCUAGUCACUGUAAAGGUCUCAUGGUCUUUGCUGCCAAUUUUAAUAGUACAGAAUUGUAAAUAGAAUUUUUGGCAGUUACUGUGGCAUGUGUAAAGAUACUGUGGAAAGUAGAAAUAUUAAUUUCAAUAUAUUUUAUUUCUGUAGUGUGCAAAGUUUCCAAAUUCUCGUGUUUCAUAAUCCUGAUUCCAAAAUUAUGAGGUUAGGCAUUGCCAUUUCUAAUUUUAAUAGUAUGAAACAAUGUACAUCUACCCAUGAAGUCUUCAUGGGCGAUCAGCCGUGUCAGGUGGCCAUAAAAAAACCAACGAUUUGAGAGCCGUCUCAGUCUUUAUCAUCAGGAAUCAGUGAAUGUCCACCAAAGUAUUGUAUGGGUCGUAGAAAUGUACGUUUUCACAAACUCGUCACAGAUUUAUUUGAAAUGUCAUCUGUUAGUAGGAUUUAUAGUGUCUCAUAGACAGGCAAUAAAUACAAAAGAGACUAGAUAUAUCACCAAAUUAUAUUUGUACAUUUUAUCAUUUCCCUUUUAUAUCUUUAUAAAGUUAAUAUUAAUUUAAAAUAUCUUGAGCUAAGGGGAUGGAUGGUUCUGUAUCAAUUUGUACACUGAUAUUUUUAGUAAAAAUAUAGGAAUUAAUUAUUAUCUUAAUAAAAAUAUAAAUUUAUCUAGAGUUGAACUUGAAGCAACGACUUUUCCAAAUUGCCUAUUGCAUAAUUGCAUACAGUGGUUUAGACAUAGGCCUGUUUCUGUUAGGGAUAGUCCAGUUUACCAAAAUAUUAAUAGAAUGGUGGGCUUUUGCUGUGAAGUAUUACAUAUUUUAAUCUUAAAUGGACUAUAUGUCCUGUUCUAAAAUCUUAAUUGAUAUUUUUACUGUCAAUAUAACUUAUAAUUAGUGUUGUAAGAGAAAAGGAUUUUCAAACAUGAACGUUUAAAUUGUGUUUAUGAAAUUUAUAUUGUUUAAAAAUAAUACUUUUAAACCAUUAGUGAAUACUAUUUGUGUAAAUAAAUGAGCUUUGUGUUGUUUAGACUAGGAUGUCGCUUCUGGUGUUUCGAAGUUUCUUUAGUUGGUAACUCCUAACUUAGUAGGGUUUUUUGUUCUCAUGGCACUGAAUAUCAAGAUGGCUGUCUUUCGGUUUGUAGUACUGUGUAGUCUGAUAGAAGUUUACCAACAUUUCAGAGGUCCUUGCUGCCUCCACAGUCAGGGUGAUGGCAUUGAUAUUGGAUACAGCAAAUACCUCUGAAAUGUUGGUAAACUUUUAUAAGGCUACACGGUGCUACAACCCAUAAGACCUCCAUCUUUGAACUCCUAACCUAUUUUCAGUAAAUUUUUCUGAAGUAUAAAUUCCCAGUUCUUUAAUCUUUGGGUAUGAUAUAAUGUAUUUCCUGUUCAAACAAUAACAAAAUUAAUGUAAACACGAAUCUAAAAUGUACUUAUUUGUCAUGGAAAUGCUGUUAUACUUAAAUGAAACUCCAUUUUACCCAUAAACUGUAUCAGAGUUGGAAAGCUUUUGGAAUUUGAAGAUGACUUUUAGGUGCUUCUGGCUUCUCUGCAUUUAUGUCAACACUUACAUAUCAAAACCACCUUUCAACCACAUUAUGAGCAUUAAUUAACAUUUAAAAUGGUUCAUUUCCAAUAUAAUCACUGUUCCUUCUAUAAAAUCACUGAAAUAAUAGUUACAAUAGUUAUUUUCAUAUGUAGGUAUUAUAUUUAUUGGUCUUAUUGUAUUAUUGUGAGGUUAUGGUGCGUUGUUAGUCUGGUGUCUUAAUGUAGUGCACCAACACCUCAAAAUUAUACACUGACACUAAUAACGAGAUACAUAUGAAAGUUUAUCAGUAGCAGCAAUGCAAAGUAUGCGUUAUUCAAGUUUUCUCUUAUUCUGUUUGCUCUGUAUUUCAUUAUUACACAUUAUCCGCUCGUGUCAAACAUCUUAGCUCUGUAAUCACCCACGUGGCUUCUGAAUAUAAAAACAAAGUAGUAAUACUGGGUAUGACUCAGAGCCACUUCAUUCUACUUCAUAUCCUUAGGACAUACUUCCCGAGAUCGGUAUUAAUAUUAAUCUUCCAUUUUAUCCGUCUUCCAAGUGGUCAUCAUCUGAGAGAUAUUUCCCCGUUGGGUUUUCAUGUUCAGUCCGUCUUAAAUCGUGAAGGUCUCCUUCCGACUUCAUCUCUUACAUCGAAAAAAUCUUAUGUAACACUUUAUUCUUGAGCAACCUCAGACUUUUUCUCUUCUCUCGGGAGUGAAAGACCAGGAUUGACAGCCAUACAGAACAGUGGGUAAAAUUAUAGUUUUAUGGUUGGUAGAAGAUUCUGAGCUGAAUGAUAGUUGAACAUUUUAAAAUGCAGUCUUAUUUAAAUUGUGUAAUUUUAAUGUGAUACUCUAAUUCCUUUGUACUUGAAUGUAAUCACAUUUACAAGGGAUUUGUUAGUAUGAAUUAUUGUUACGUUUUUUGUCAUAUAUUCCAGUGAUGAGACAUGAACAUAACCUCACAUUUUUUUGUAGCUUCCAAUUGGAUAUAUGUGUUGUUCUUUGUGAUGGUGUCUACAUUCUCAUCCAUCAGAGUAAUACAAUCUGAAACUUGACAGUUAUGACACAGUAUUUCGUGUCUCUUUAUAUAUAGAGAGUUAUGUUUAUUCUUUAAUAUUGAUACCAACAUAUUUAAGUGAAUUACAGCUUGCAAGUUGUUCAUGUUUUUAUAUUAGCAUAGUAUAUAGCUUUUGACCAUUAUUUUGAUUAUUUUAUUCCGAAUAUAAUUUAGAUUCUCGUAAUAAUUAUUAUUCUUUAUUUUAUGUAUAGGCAGUAUAGUCUGUGAAAAAAAAUCUGAGUUAAAAUGCAUGACAAUAUUUAUUGCUCUUAUAUUAUUUUGUUAAGUAAUUAUUCAGAUAUGGAGCCUACAGUUGUACAGUUAAAAGUCAUUUACGUAUUUUGUGCUGGAUUGUUUGUAUAAUGCUGAUCUUGCCAGGAAUGUUAAUAUUCGUAGUUUGGAAUUUUUACUGUGCUAGACUUACGUGACAGUCAUAGUGUGGUCAAUUAAUUUCAAAUUUUUAUUAAUUAAUUUGGUUUCACUGCUAUUACUUGUCAUUGAAAAUUACAUAAUUUGAUUAACUUUAAUGCCAUUCACUCUAGCCAUUUACAAGUCGUAAGUUUUUGCUUUGACAAAUAAUUUAGUUAUUUUUUUUUAAUCUCUGCUCUAAAAUAAAUAAAUUAAAUUUUUCUGUGUAAUCUUGUUAAUGUGAAAUGUGUGCAAGCUAGGUGAUAUCUAUAGUAAUUUCAAAUAGAUCACAACCUCCUUCCUCAUUUGUUUCUAUUCAGCGUUUAUUGUCAUGUUUCUGCGUUUGUUGGUGUUACAUAACCUAACACUGUUUUCAAUAACGUAUAUUGUUGGUUGCCUUUUAUACACUCUCGUGUAAUUUACAUAUAUACCUCAUAUACUGUACAUGCAAGUUAUCUCGGUAGCCAGAUCAGGGAGGAUGGUGGUUGGAAUGUAAGAAGGUUUCUGUACGAGUCUGGUAGGAAACAUUUGCUCUUCUGAGAUCCUAGACGACUUACUCGUAGUCUCGCGUGUGAAGACGCACAUCAACAUUGGCCAAUGCCAAUACAAGAAGGUUUAACAAAGUAAUUUACAUCGAGUUUGGAGAGGGAGGUCAUUAAUAAUGGCGUACUGUACCGAUGUUUUCUUAACGGGUAGUAGAAUUCGUGCGUAUGCAGCCAGACCGGAAGUAGCGACUAGGAACGUAACUCACGAGAUAACUUGCAUGUAUAGUGUUUUUCCCUUAAUGUAAUACAGGGGGCCCCCAUAUUAAUGCUAUUUAUUUAAGUGGCUUUGUCAGAGUGUAAGCCAUUUAUAACAAUUACGGUUAUUGUACGACUGGAAUUAGCACAUAUAACGAGUUAUAUAACCCCUUUUGAGACUGAAGAAUUAUAAAUAAUAAAAUUUGUUUCUUGAGGUGGGUGUAGUCAUACUGUUUACGAUAUUAUUCAUACGUUAUGCCGUAUUAAAUAUGGAAGCUGCUAAAACUAUGUUUACUGUUUAGAAGAUAGUGUUAAGCUGUAUUUAAUUAAGAAUAUUUCUGUACGUUUAUCAUCCAUUUUUAAUGUCGGUCUAAAACGUUUUUAUGUUAGGAGUUUUAGACAUUUUAUGGUGAUCAGACGUCGCUUGUAGGGAUUUAUAUUACUUCAGAUAUAUUUAAAUGUUUUUAUUUGAAAUUAAUAAGCACGUGUAGUAAUGUAAAUGAUCCUCGUAUUAAUAAUAAUAAAACUUUUUUUUACUAGUACAAUUAAAAUUAACACAAAAUAAUUGAAAUUAUGUUCAGUAAUAUUUAAAAGGAAGUUGAAACCACGUGAAUACAAAAUACACAGUGUAUAUUAUAAAUUUUAAAAAUGGAGAGUCUGGUUACCAUAUUAUGCGUGUUUCAGAUGUACUUUUAACUUUAAGAACAAAAAACAGUUCCAUUGAGUAAUAUAUUUGCGCAUUCAGGAACAUUUCCAAAAUCUACCAAUUCUGUGUUUACAAAUUAAUAAGAAAGCUAUUACGUCUUGGUAUCUUUUUAUAUUCCGAAAGAGAUCAAUGCAAACGCCAUAUGCAAUGUACUCUACAGUACCCAUGAAUCAUAGUAUCUCGCAUUAAGGUCUUCAAACAGAAAAGUUUAACCAAGUUCCUAAUUAAUCUAUAUUGGUAGAUUUUGGGAGGGACUUAAAAUUUUUAUUAGUUUUUUGUGUGUGUGUGUAAUUUUUAAUAGACUUGUUGCCUAUGUAUGACAUUAAUAUUCAGCUGUAAAGUUAAAAUGUACAUAAAUAUAAAUGUAAUUAUUAGAGGUAUUUUGAGAUGAAAAUUGUGUUGUAUAUUAUAAAUUAUAUAUAGUGUUCAGUAUUGGA
Molecule: messenger RNA, 17949 nt
Organism: Zootermopsis nevadensis
Lineage: Eukaryota; Metazoa; Arthropoda; Insecta; Blattodea; Termopsidae
Source: RefSeq, a predicted model, not a curated record